Molecule: messenger RNA, 2637 nt
Organism: Tachyglossus aculeatus (Australian echidna)
Lineage: Eukaryota; Metazoa; Chordata; Mammalia; Monotremata; Tachyglossidae
Gene: SMAD1
Product: SMAD family member 1
Exons: 6
Coding region: 1-1398 (465 amino acids)
Biological process (GO): transforming growth factor beta receptor signaling pathway; BMP signaling pathway; cell differentiation
Cellular component (GO): heteromeric SMAD protein complex
Molecular function (GO): I-SMAD binding; DNA-binding transcription factor activity, RNA polymerase II-specific; RNA polymerase II cis-regulatory region sequence-specific DNA binding
Source: RefSeq, a predicted model, not a curated record
AUGAACGUGACCAGCUUAUUCUCCUUCACCAGCCCGGCGGUGAAGAGGUUGCUCGGUUGGAAGCAGGGGGAUGAAGAAGAAAAAUGGGCAGAGAAAGCGGUUGAUGCACUCGUGAAGAAAUUGAAGAAGAAGAAAGGGGCCAUGGAGGAGCUAGAAAAGGCCCUGAGCUGCCCCGGGCAACCUAGCAACUGUGUCACCAUCCCUCGCUCCCUGGACGGCAGACUGCAGGUGUCCCACAGGAAGGGGCUGCCCCACGUGAUUUACUGCCGGGUAUGGCGCUGGCCAGACCUCCAGAGCCAUCAUGAACUCAAACCGCUGGAAUGCUGCGAGUUCCCCUUUGGUUCCAAGCAGAAGGAAGUCUGCAUCAAUCCAUACCACUACAAGCGGGUCGAAAGCCCGGUUCUUCCUCCAGUUCUGGUCCCAAGACACAGCGAAUAUAAUCCUCAGCACAGCCUCUUAGCUCAGUUUCGCAACUUGGGACAAAACGAGCCGCACAUGCCACUCAAUGCCACUUUCCCGGACUCUUUCCAGCAACCCAACAGCCACCAGUUCCCUCACUCACCCAACAGCAGUUAUCCGAACUCCCCGGGGAGCAGCAGCAGUACCUAUCCCCACUCACCUACCAGCUCCGAUCCAGGAAGCCCCUUUCAGAUGCCAGCCGAUACUCCUCCUCCUGCUUACCUCCCUCCCGAGGAUCCUAUGACCCAGGAUGGGUCACAGCCAAUGGAUACAAACAUGAUGGCGCCUUCAAUGCCCCCUGACAUAAACAGAGGAGAUGUUCAAGCAGUUGCUUAUGAAGAGCCGAAACACUGGUGCUCCAUUGUCUACUAUGAGCUCAACAAUCGUGUGGGUGAAGCGUUCCAUGCCUCCUCCACAAGCGUGUUGGUGGAUGGUUUCACCGAUCCUUCUAACAACAAGAACCGGUUCUGCCUUGGGCUGCUCUCCAACGUUAACCGGAAUUCCACCAUUGAAAACACCAGGCGGCACAUUGGCAAAGGAGUUCACCUCUACUAUGUUGGAGGGGAAGUGUACGCCGAGUGCCUCAGCGACAGCAGCAUCUUCGUGCAAAGUCGGAAUUGCAACUAUCACCACGGAUUCCACCCCACCACUGUUUGCAAGAUCCCCAGCGGUUGCAGUUUGAAAAUUUUUAACAAUCAAGAGUUUGCUCAGUUACUGGCUCAGUCGGUGAACCACGGCUUUGAAACUGUUUAUGAGCUCACGAAGAUGUGCACUAUCCGAAUGAGUUUUGUGAAGGGCUGGGGAGCCGAGUAUCACCGCCAGGAUGUGACAAGCACUCCAUGCUGGAUUGAGAUUCAUCUGCACGGUCCUCUACAGUGGUUGGAUAAAGUCCUUACUCAAAUGGGUUCCCCUCACAAUCCUAUUUCGUCUGUGUCUUAAUUGGCCCCUGGCUUCUGCCUUUUGAAAACUAUUGAGCCUUGCAUGUACUUGAAGGAUGUAUGAGUCAGACCCAUUUAUAAACUGGCAAAGGCUGAGAAAAAAAAAAAGAGCCUUGGUGAUACUUGACCUCUGUGACCAACUGUUGGAUUCAGACGGAAAACCUUUGUAACAUACUGUUGGUAUCAAGAACCUGUUUAGUUUACAUGAUAACAUUCUGGUGUAAAAUGGAUGAAAUGCAAAUCUUUCCAGCAGGAUUGCGGGUGACCGAGCCGAAGACAGAGCUGUAGGCAGAUGCUUCUGGCGGAUUUGGCACUUAAUGGUCAUGUUCUGGCAACGUCCAGCAUUAACUGUUAGUCUGAAGUGUGUUUUUUUUUUUUUUAUCGGGUUGAGAGUCCAUGCUGACAGGGUUGUCUACCUGGACUUUUACAAUUAUUUUAAAAUUGUUUAGUAAUAGAUAAUCUUUUAAAAAAAAAUGAAAUGAUAAUCUUGACGAUAAUGCAUUAUAAUCUUUUUAAAAUCAUGUACUGAACAUACUGCUGUCAGAACAAUGUUAGAUAUAUGCUCUUUGCUAAAUGUGUAUGUACAGUGUAUUUGGAAGUUUAGAGUUGAUUAGUUUAGAGGAUUUAGGAAUAUUGGGGGCAGGGAGGGAAAAGUGACAACUGAAAACGUAGAUUAUACUGUAAACCCAGCUUUAUUAGUUUCAAGAAACCAACUGAACUCUGAAAUUUGCUGUGUUUCCUUUUUGUGAUUUUUUUUUUUUUAAUCCUAGUUGUAAUUUUGGCAUUUUUCCCUCUCCUUCUCCUCCUCCCCUGCUCCAAAAAACGGUUAUGCAGCUGGUUAAUUCUUAUAACUGUGAGAGCAAAUUAAUAAUUCCUGCAGUCCUAAAGUGGACUGCUUGUAUAUUUCAAGACAAAUUGUACAAUAUGCUCAAAUUUAUUGAGCAGUUUUAUGCAGUUUACAUUACUGAAGUAGGCUUUAAUUUUUAAGUGAAUUGUUUUGCCAAACCUAGUUAAAUGUGCUAAAUGUUUGGAGGAGUAAAAGAAAAAAACCUGUUUGAAUCCAUUUCAAACUUUUUUUUAAAAAAAGAAAUAUUUUUAAUUUUUUGUACUAUGUUUGGUUUUAUUUUACCUCUGCUAAUCUUUUAUAUUCACUUAAGCUGUAGUACUUUGAGUACUUUUAUUCCAAAACUAGUGGGUCUUCUCUACUGGAAAUUUUAAAUAAACCUGUCAUUAUUGCUUA